AUGCACGUCAGCGGCAUACACAAUAUCUGCACUACUGCACCACCAAGUUCAUGGAUUCAUCAAACAUUGGCCAUUAUUCAGUCUCAACCAGCUGAGGUUAAAAAUUACAAAAUUCUAUUAGCACCAGAAGUUUUACGUUCAUGCUUAAAGAAAACGCCAACAUUCACUGCACGUGAAAUUGUUAAAUGUUUAUUUCCUGAUCAAGAAAAAUUAACAACACUGAAAGCAUCUGAUUUAAAUCAUGAAUUAUUCGGUUCAACGGAAUAUCUCAAAGAUCGUUUUUCGCCACCAGUUGUUGUCGAUCCUUGUAAAAUCAAAAAGGGCAUUACAAAUGCUGGUGCAGAAGCUAGACAGUCGUUAGGAUUUCUUGUUUUAAAAGUUCCAGAACGUUCAAAUCGUGUCAGUAAUCGAGACGGGUCGACAACAACGGCUGGAGAUGGUCACAAUUCUGAUCAAACAUCCUUAUUGUCUCCACUUCAACCACCACCGUCGAUCACUUUUGUCAAAACCGACGAUUCGAAUGCUCCCUUAACCGAUUCAACCAACACAAAAAAUACUCAAUCACAACAAAAAUGA
This is a messenger RNA of Didymodactylos carnosus, 576 nucleotides long. The record is from the annotation of a GenBank genome assembly. Lineage: Eukaryota; Metazoa; Rotifera; Eurotatoria; Philodinida; Philodinidae.